AGAAACAAUAAAUCAUGUGAUAGUGGAUGAAUCAGGCAGGUUUUGUGAGAGGACAAUCAAGUCAAAGAAUGCCAUUGCCAGGCAAGUUAAAAUGGGGAUUAAUCUAGGGUUUGCCACAUAGAGCAUAGCUGCUCCCUGAUGCGUCACAAAACAUUCAAGUCAAGUUCGCAACAGAUCAGUUUAGUAUUGCUUACCUUCUUAUCAGCUCUCCUCUACUUCCCCCGAUUGCUUUCAGCAGAGAAAUGGAGAUGCAGUGACCUUGAAGUAAGCAGCUUUGGUGUUAUGGAUGGUGACCAAUGGGAUACAACAGCGGAGGAAGUAGACAAUCAUUUGCCAUCUUCUAGCUCAAGUCAAGGGGCCUAUGAGUUGAAUGAUGUGGGAGAAGAUGAAUGGCAAAUGGUGGCCAGAAAAGGAAACCAGUUUGUGAUCAAUGACCAACCUUUCUAUGUCAAUGGAUUUAACACAUACUGGUUGAUGGUGUUUGCUGCUGAUCAAUCUACAAGAGGAAAAGUCACUGAGGUUUUCCAACAAGCAUCCUCAGUUGGUCUAACAGUUUGUAGGACUUGGGCUUUUAAUGAUGGCCAAUGGAGAGCUCUUCAGAAAUCUCCUGGUGUUUAUGAUGAAGAUGUUUUCAAGGCCUUGGAUUUUGUGGUGAGUGAAGCAAAGAAGUACAAGAUCAGGCUCAUAUUAUCGUUGACUAACAACUGGGAUGCAUAUGGUGGAAAAGCACAGUAUGUUAAAUGGGGAAAAGCUACUGGCCUUAAUUUGACAUCUGAUGAUGAUUUCUUCUCGCAUCCAACACUCAGAAGCUACUAUAAGGCUCAUGUCAAGGCGGUACUGAAUAGAGUCAAUACACUCACGAACAUAACCUACAAGGAUGACCCUACAAUAUUUGCUUGGGAGUUGAUGAAUGAACCUCGGUGCACCUCAGAUCCCUCUGGUGAUAAACUGCAGUCAUGGAUAACAGACAUGGCAGUAUAUGUGAAGAGCAUGGAUGCAAAGCACUUGGUAGAGAUUGGAUUGGAGGGAUUUUACGGUCCAUCGGCUCCUGAUAGGGCCCAGUUCAAUCCGAAUUCAUAUGCUACACAAGUUGGAACUGACUUUAUCAGGAACCAUCAGGUUCUUGGUGUUGAUUUUGCUUCUGUUCACAUUUAUGCAGACUCCUGGAUUUCGCUAACAAUCUCGGAUUCUCAUAUCCAAUUCAUCAAGUCAUGGAUGGAAGCUCACAUAGAGGAUGCUGAGAGAUAUCUGGGAAUGCCAGUUGUGUUCGCGGAGUUUGGUGUUUCUUCAAAAGACCCUGGUUACAACACAUCAUUCCGUGACACGAUGAUUAACACAGUGUACAAGACCCUCUUGAACUCAACCAAGAGAGGUGGGAGUGGAGCUGGGAGCCUUCUGUGGCAGAUUUUCCCUGAUGGGACUGACUACAUGGAUGAUGGAUAUGCGAUUGUUCUAUCAAAAUCUCCUUCCACGUCAAACAUCAUUUCCCUCCAUUCAACCCGAGUCGCAAUCUUCAAUUCCAUGUGUUCGUGGAAAUGCAAAUGGGGCUGCAAGAAGAAGAAUCCCUUAGAGGCCCUCUUCUACCAUGAUGAUUUGUAAAAGUACCUCACCAAUCACAACAGAAAAGGGAAGAAGUACAGUAGUCAUGAUAACACCCUUGUUUUAUAGUACCUCCAAAAACAUUAAUGUUGGUGUUGUUAAAUAAAGUGAAUGGCUUAAAGAAAGAAAUUUGUAUUUCACAAGCUGUUAUUGUAUUAUCUGCCAAGCAAUUUUACGUCUUCCACCCUUGGUUUUUCAGUUCAAA
Molecule: messenger RNA, 1804 nt
Organism: Populus trichocarpa (black cottonwood)
Lineage: Eukaryota; Viridiplantae; Streptophyta; Magnoliopsida; Malpighiales; Salicaceae
Product: mannan endo-1,4-beta-mannosidase 6
Exons: 8
Coding region: 139-1599 (486 amino acids)
Molecular function (GO): hydrolase activity, hydrolyzing O-glycosyl compounds
Source: RefSeq, a predicted model, not a curated record